CGAAAUCAUCAGCGACCAAAUCCUCCUUCCAAUCCAUCCAUUCGAAGCCAGAACCCACCCUUGAUGUUCUUCCUGAACAUGUGACGCGUUCGCGCCCUGAUACCGAAAGAGUGAGGCAUGGUGAGAUGUUGUUUACUCUCUUGUUGUCGAACGAACGAAAGAGAUAGUGAGCUGUCGACAACGACUAAGGAUGCAGCAGCAGCUUUUGCUGAAGAAUAGGUGGGUACGGAAUCAAAUCUUUGGACCCCUUGCGUGUAAUUGGCGAGAAAAAGGUAUCGGAUUUAAUCCUAAACGCCGACAAUCUCGCCACAGCCAAACCAGUGCCACAUUCUUAUAUCGCCGAUACAGCCAACGAUGCCCAUUGUACAGUAACGCCGAUCCACCCCUUUCCCCCCGCCCGUUUUCAAUCCCGGGUGGACAGAGCCAAGGACCUUUACAGAGCGAGUUUGAAAGUCUCGAAAGGUUUUUUCCUCUUCAACCAUCUAGUCAUCGUGAGUCGCAGCUCUUUGAAGAAAGGGCCAACACUGGGUCCAACGAGAUAGCAUUGCUGACGUUGUAUCUGUCUCUGCUCCUUGUCCUCUUCCUGCUUGUGUCUCUAUCGCUCCCGCUCUCGCUUCUCUCCGACACAUUUCAUCCAAUCACCUUUUCAUCACCAGAUGACCACCGGUGUCGCUAGGAAAUACUCCAAGACCUACAAGGUCCCAAAGAGGCCUUAUGAGGCUGCUCGACUCGACAUGGAGCUCAAGGUGAGUUUGAAUGGACGUUUGCAAUCCAAGUGGGGCAAAGGCAGCAUCAGGCUCGUGAGAGAAGGAGGACAGUCAAUAUAUCAUUGGCGACAUUUUUGACACUAGCAUCAUACGAGGAUUUUUUUUUGGGCGGGCGGAGAACGAACCAGGGACAACUUGUGCUGACGCUUCUUACAGCUCGCUGGAGAGUACGGUCUCC
This is a messenger RNA of Kockovaella imperatae, 945 nucleotides long. RefSeq lists its product as hypothetical. The transcript has a single exon. Lineage: Eukaryota; Fungi; Basidiomycota; Tremellomycetes; Tremellales; Cuniculitremaceae. Bases 191 to 676 code for a protein of 161 amino acids. The record is from RefSeq and is a predicted model, not a curated record.